UAAUCAGGCAAUGACAGUGGCGCGCUCGUUUGGAACUUUAAAAUGCUUCAUUCAAAUGUAUACUGUUACAUCUUCCUAACCAAAGUAGAUAUACAGCUUUAAAGUGGUUUAAAAUUCUUUUUUUUUGCCAUUUGUACCAUCUUAAUUAUCAUUAUGUGAUCGUGCCCGUGUCAGCAUAUUGAAAUACUACACUUUAGCUAACAUUUACUUGAAUCGUUCGAAUUGUGUUGAAUUAUUUUUUUUCUCCGAUGUUUCUCUCCUUCUUUGACUGCUCUUUGCUGUUCAGUAUGGAUGAACUCAGGAUACCGUACAAAGAUGUUCACAUGGCUGUGGAACAUUUAGAAGGCUCAGAAUUGUGUGUUGAUGAGUGUAACGCCAGCAUGCCUUGCAACGAACUGACGGUGCAACAAUGGCAGUAUGACAAUGGAGUAGCCGAGUUGGUACCUUGUGGAGUGGGGUCGGUCUGCUCUGUCCUUCCAAUAUCCCAAGACGGAUGCAGGAAGAGAAAUCAGGCACAACUAGGUUCUGUAUCGGAAUCCUGGGAGUGUCACAACCAUCAAGACGACUGUGGCACAACCUCACUCCCCUUCCUAGCUGCUCCUUCCUCAGCAUCAGCUAUUACUUUGACUGUGAGCUCCAUACUGAAUCCAAGUGUGCCCAAACCCAUGACUGACACCGCUGGUCUCGCUGGUUCUACAUGCGGGCCUGUUGGCACAGCUUGGGACACGCUCGGAUCUACGAGGCCUGCCUGCUCUGAUCCUGUCUGUGCCGCUGCUCACCUACAUCUGCUUGGAGAAGCCCUGUCCCUGAUUGGACACCUUCUUAAGGGGACAAAUAAAUCAGUGUGUGUCUCCAGUAGCUUGUUUCUUCUGUUGGACUCUCUACUGUGUGCCCUUCCUCCACUGAUGUCCCUCACCUCACAGAUACCAGAGCUGCAUAGCUGUACAGAUGUCCCACUGAUAGGAGUCCACACAUACUGAGCCUAUUUGGAUGAGAGACACAUUUCGGUAGCAGCGGGUCCAAGCAAGCACCCAGAGAAGAUCGAAGCUUCCAAGAUCUGGCAAUAAAUUAUGAGUAACCACAUGGAGCACUACGGCUUCAACCCCCCAGAGCUGAGGCUGGUUCUACUGGGGAACAUUGGAUGUGGCAAGACGUCGUCGGCCGACACCAUCCUGGGCCAGCUGUCGGACAUGUCCUCAGCGACCCCCAGAAAAAGCCAAUUGCGCCAGGAUUUCACAGAGGACAGGAAGGUGACCCUGGUGGAGGCGCCAAGGUGGUACUGGAAUGGUUUGGAGAUGGAGGAAAGCGUCAAGAAGGAGACGGAGCGAGCCAUGACCUUACUGGCACCCGGUCCUCAUGCUUUUCUGCUGCUGGUGCCUGUCAGUCAGUUCACAGAGAUGGAUGGCCGAGUACCUGCACAGCUGCAGCAGGUGUUUGGACAAGACGUGUUGGAGCACACGAUGGUGCUACUGACGUGUGGGGAUUAUCUCAUGGGAAGAACUGCAGAGGAGUAUAUUCAGAAGGAGCACCCAGGCCUGAGACGAGUAAUUGAGCUCUGCGGGGGGCGCUACCAUGUCAUCAAUAACCGUCACCGGCGGGACCGGGAACAGGUGCAGCAACUUCUGGAUAAGGUGGACGAUAUGGUGAGGAAAAACGACGUGCACUCCAUCAAAACAAGGCAAGAAAGGGAGUUGGAGGAACGAGUGCUGCAACGAAAGAGAGAGCUAAUGGAAAGUUUCCGAAUGCAGCAAGAAGCGAAAAGAGAAUCUCUGGCAUCCACUUAUACACGAAAUACAAGCAUGUCGGAAAGGAGUGUCGACAGAGCGGAGUCUUACAGAGAUGUCUGGGAGAGGAGCAGGCAAGAUGAGAUUGAGGGCAUCAAUGGCGGAGCUUCUGAUGUGCUCCAGUCCAGUCCGACCGUUUCAGCACCAAAUCGAUGGCAGCCCGGCCUAAAUGAUGAUGGCGCAUAUGAAAGGCGCUCGUUUAGAUUGAAUGCAGAUGGAGCCAAACUCUCACAAAUGUUGGAGGAGAGCCCGACUACUAAAGUUGUUUCCACUUUUCACCACAGAAUCAACAGCUUUGAGGAGAGAUCCCCUGGGCACUCCCCCACCUCCUCCUCUCACUCUCCUGUCUUCCCCCCCGACCCAUCCACACUGACCUUCACUGCAUCCCCCGCCACAUUAUCCUCGCCGUCCUCACCAGAGCUGCGUCUGGUGAUGCUGGGACGAUCUGGCUCGGGGAAAAGCGCAGCUGGCAAUGCCAUCUUGGGCCGUGCUGAGUUUGAGUCCCACCCGGACAGCCUGGUCGCCAUCACGCAGGAGUGUGCCAAGAAGAAAGCAGUGGUGGCAGGGAGACGGGUGGCAGUAGUGGACACCCCAGACUGGUUCCACUCUGAGAGUACCCCAAAUGAGGUGCGAGCGCAGAUCUCCUCCUGCGUCGCCCUGUCCAGCCCGGGGCCCCACGCCUUCAUUCUUUGUGUCCCAACAGACCAGCCAACCAAGGUGGAGCUGCAGGCCCUCAGCGCCCUUGAGACUGUCUUUGGCCAAGAUGCUGUGGAAAAACACACACUGGUCCUCUUUACAUAUGCAGAUCGCUUGAAAGAGAGUGGCAAGGCGGGGACCGACAGUGUAGAGGCGUACAUCGCCAGCCAGCGUGGAGAUUUGUUAAAGCUGGUGGAGAAAUGUGGGGACCGCUACCAUGUAAUGGAGCGAGGCGGCGGGAAUGUGGAGGAGCUGCUGGAGAAGGUGGAGCAGAUAGCAGCAGAGGCCGGUGGGCAGUGUUAUUCCUGCCCCGCUUUCCAGGAGGCUGAGAAUAGAGUGAGGGAGAGACAGGCUGAGAUCACGAGGGAGAGGAGGAGGAAGAAGAUGGAGGAGGACAACUUUCGGGCCGAACGGCGUUCUCUCUACCCGUACAUGCAGACUGUGGCCGAGGCCGAAGAGGAAGUGAGAGAGGAAGAGAUUGAGAAAACACGAACCGAGGCGGAGCUCAGCGUCAGCGCCAUGAAUAUUGAAAGCCUCCCAUCUAUCACGAUGGCCAAUAUGUCCCCUUCAAUGUUCCAGUCUGUGAUGGAGAAGGUGCAAUCCAAUGUCAAGAUGCUUCCCCAGCUGUUGUCAGACAGCUCUGUGUGGGUCAGCGACGGAGCAAAGAAGGUGAUGAGCAGUCCAGUCUGGGGCUCAGUGGGGAGCGGAGCAAAGAACGUCCAGAAGGUGGUGGCGGACAGUCCAGUGUGGGGGAAGGUGGGAGCUCAAGCCGGACACGUCUCCAAGCUAGUGGGAGAUAGACUUCCCAAGGUGGUGGUGGACAGCUCGGCAUGGGUCGGGUCUGGAGCAAAGGCUGCAGCGUCGAGCCCCGUGUGGGGGGAAAUGGGUUCCAGAGCCAAAAUAGUUGCAGACAACUCCAUACGUGUCGGAUCUGGCAUUGGAAGCAGCGCUAAGAGUGUAGCGCAGAGUCCCGUGUGGAGAAAGGUUGGAUCCGGGGCCAAGUCUGGUGCUAAACUGGUGGCUGAUGGCUCCGUUAGACUUGGAGCCGGACUUGGUGCCGGUGCAAAGAAGGUGGCACAGAGCCCAAUGUGGGGGAAGGUGGGCUCGGGGGCUAAAACGGGCGCCAAAAUGAUCACAGAGAGCUCAGUGUGGGAGAAAAUGACAACAAACGCCAAAAAGGUUCCAAAAGUUGUCAUUGGCGGCGCCUUGUUAGGUUUAGUCCUGGGUUUGUUUUUAGGGGGAGCCAUCGGCGGGGCUGCAGGGGCUGUUGUCGGUUCUGCUGCAACUGAAGUAGGAAGACGAAAGUUUGCCAAGAAAAGCACACUAGAAAAUGUUGAGACGCAGCUAAACGACGCCAUGGAUUCUCUGGUGAAACAAGGAGACAAAGUGAUGAAAACACAAUGAUUAUGUACACAACAGGAAACGCUAGAAGGAGCAAACACACUCAUUCACUCACAUGAUGUCAAAUUACAUCAACUACCCUAUAACCAUUUUUCCUAAUCUAAUAUAAGCAUCUUAUACAAUCUGGAAUUUACAUAUUUAAGUUUGACCAUUCUUGUCUAGCUGCAUACUUCAGUAAGCGAAUGUGCUUGGAUACAUUUGAAAUAAAAGAACAUUGAAUAUAA
Messenger RNA from Doryrhamphus excisus (bluestripe pipefish), 4105 nucleotides. The record is from RefSeq and is a predicted model, not a curated record. NCBI's taxonomy places the organism in Eukaryota, Metazoa, Chordata, Actinopteri, Syngnathiformes, Syngnathidae.